AUGCUCCUAAACGCAGGAAUUUUGACAAAAGAAUAUCGCGUAGCCGAGGACAAUGAGUCGACUAUCACGGUCAGUGUUAUUUCCACCUUCUUAAUUGUCGUAUUGAUGCCGAAAUUGAAAAAAACUGCAAAGUACUUCAAUACAACGCCACAUAUGACGAUUGUAUCCUCUGAUCUGCACUUUCUUAGUGACUUUUCGGAAUGGCAAAUUGAUGACAUAUUUACAACUUUGAAUGGUAAGAAAACAGCUCAUAUGGAUGAUAGAUACAACGUGUCGAAGCUCAUGGAGAUCCUGAUCGUCUGUCAUUUCGUAUCUCUAUACGGCGCAGACUACCCCGUUGUCUUCAACACCCUGCAUCCAGGUUGGAGUCAAUCGAAUCUUUCAGACGAAAUCGUCACUCCUUUCCUCAAGAAGCUGGGAAAUUGUAUGGGAAGGAUAACUGAAGAAGGUGCGAAAAGUUUGGUACUUGCCACUACAUUUGGCAAAGAAUCCCACGGAAAAUAUGUUGGAAACGGGGGACAUUUAUCGGAAUCGUCUUAUGUAACAAGUAAAGAUGGUGCUGCAGCUUGCGACAAAUUGUGGACUCAGUUGUCCAGCAAAUCGGAGAAGAUUCGCCCAAACGUUAUGUAG
Messenger RNA from Botrytis porri, 630 nucleotides. RefSeq lists its product as uncharacterized. Lineage: Eukaryota; Fungi; Ascomycota; Leotiomycetes; Helotiales; Sclerotiniaceae. The transcript is spliced from 3 exons. Bases 1 to 630 code for a protein of 209 amino acids. The record is from RefSeq and is a predicted model, not a curated record.